Drosophila serrata is the source of this 658-nucleotide messenger RNA. RefSeq names its product bruno 1 (gene bru1). The record is from RefSeq and is a predicted model, not a curated record. NCBI's taxonomy places the organism in Eukaryota, Metazoa, Arthropoda, Insecta, Diptera, Drosophilidae. Gene Ontology annotation, molecular function: RNA binding.
AUGUUGAGCUCGCUGGACGCGCUGGCUGGUAAGAUAGCCACCGCCACGCCCGGCACCGGUGCUGUGACGGCGGACAGCAAGAGCAGCCAGUCGCUUCUUCAUCAUCAUCAUCACCAUCACCAUCAUCACCAGCAUCGCAUCGACUAUGAGUAUUCGGCGGUGGAGAUUGAGCCGCCGGCCGAGCAGUUGGCCAAUUCGCCGCGGAGCGAAAGAGAGCGACUGCAGCAGGCGCAACAGGCCUAUGAGGUUCAGGCCCAGGCCGAGCUGGACUUUGGCCUCGCCGAGGUGGAUCCCAAUGCCUGCCACAAGCUCACCCAGCUAAAGGUCCAGUUACAUCAUCAUCCCUAUCAGCGACCAAGGACCUCCUCAUCCCCGCCACCGCAACAGCAGCAGCAGCAGCAACAAUCGUCCUACCAGCAACAGCUCUCCCAGCUGGCCGCUCUGCAGGAUCACCACGAGCUGCUGCAAUCACAGCAGGAACUCUUUCACAAGCAAUUGGCCAAUAUGCAGGAGUUUCAGCGUGAACGGGAGCGUGAACGGGAACGGGAGCGGGAACGUGAACGGGAAAGGGAGCGAGAAAGGGACCGGGACAGGGAGCAGCGUAACAACUUUAUUGAGACCAGCGAUUACGAGGACUUUAAAAUUCGUCUCAGGAUAG